Messenger RNA from Perkinsus marinus ATCC 50983, 717 nucleotides. RefSeq lists its product as hypothetical. The coding region runs from base 1 to 717 and encodes 238 amino acids. The record is from RefSeq and is a predicted model, not a curated record. Lineage: Eukaryota; Perkinsozoa; Perkinsida; Perkinsidae. The transcript has a single exon. Gene Ontology annotation, molecular function: nucleic acid binding; zinc ion binding.
AUGAAGGGCUCGGCCAAAAAGAUCGCUAGGCAAGCCCUGGAGGAAGUUGAGGGCGACCCAGCUGCUGCCUAUGCUCAUGUGGUUAGGGCCCUGGAAUCCAGGGCUCUAUCCAGGCCCUGGAUAGAGGCCGCCUCUAUCCAGGGCCUGGAUAGAGCGUACUCGCUCAAAAUUCACGAGGCGUGGAAGCGCCUGGCUCGCCGUGAGUUGCACAAGGAAGACAGUGUUGAUGGUGUAUUAGUUGAACUCCGCCGCUACCUUAGAGUGCUAGGGGUUACUACCACAGUAGCUGCCGAGAACAUCCUCCGUGAAAGCCUGAUUGCCACCCUGCCCGAAGACGUGCAGAAGGCCAUCCGGGUGUUCGAGGAGGAUGGGCGCCAGUUGCCUUUACCUGAUGUUGUUGCUAAGGCUCGAGCUCAGCUGAAGACUUACUCUGGUGAGAAGAAGCUUGCUGCGGGUGCUGUCACUGGUGGUCAAUACUGUUAUAUCUGUGAGACAACCGGCCAUAUUGCUGCGGAGUGUCGAGAGCGCGGAGCGACACGUCCUAUCUCGAAGCCCAAAGGCAAGGGAAAGGGCAAAGGACCCCGAUGCUAUACUUGUCAAAAGUAUGGUCACAUUGCAGAGGAUUGCAAAAACAAACAGAGCAAGGCCGGUGCUGCUAUUGAGAACGAUUUUGUGCAGGCAGAGCAGCCGAUGGGCGGGGUUGUUCUGCAUCUGUAA